Molecule: messenger RNA, 531 nt
Organism: Abrus precatorius (Indian licorice)
Lineage: Eukaryota; Viridiplantae; Streptophyta; Magnoliopsida; Fabales; Fabaceae
Product: protein TERMINAL FLOWER 1-like
Exons: 5
Coding region: 1-531 (176 amino acids)
Biological process (GO): negative regulation of flower development; vegetative to reproductive phase transition of meristem
Cellular component (GO): cytoplasm; nucleus
Source: RefSeq, a predicted model, not a curated record
AUGGCAAGAAUGCCUUUAGAGCCUCUAAUUGUUGGAAGAGUCAUAGGAGAUGUUCUUGAUUCGUUUACCACAAGCAUAAAAAUGAGUGUGAGCUACAACAACAGGCAAGUCUUCAAUGGGCAUGAGCUCUUCCCUUCAACUAUCAACACCAAGCCCAAGGUUGAGAUUGAUGGUGCUGAUAUGAGGUCCUUCUUUACACUGGUCAUGACAGACCCGGAUGUUCCUGGCCCUAGUGAUCCCUAUCUGAGAGAACACUUGCACUGGAUAGUGACAGAUAUUCCAGGCACAACAGAUGCCACAUUUGGCAAAGAGUUGGUGAGUUAUGAGAUCCCAAAGCCUAAUAUUGGGAUCCAUAGGUUUGUGUUUGUCUUGUUCAAGCAAAAACGUAGGCAGUGUGUUACUCCACCAUCUUCAAGGGAUCACUUCAACACUCGCAAUUUUGCAGAUGAAAAUGACCUUGGCCUUCCUGUGGCUGCUGUCUACUUCAAUGCUCAGAGGGAAAGGGGCUGCGGCGGCCGGGUUUCCUGCUGA